Messenger RNA from Lates calcarifer (barramundi perch), 2745 nucleotides. RefSeq names its product solute carrier family 20 member 1a (gene slc20a1a). Gene Ontology annotation, biological process: phosphate ion transmembrane transport. Bases 420 to 2321 code for a protein of 633 amino acids. The record is from RefSeq and is a predicted model, not a curated record. NCBI's taxonomy places the organism in Eukaryota, Metazoa, Chordata, Actinopteri, Centropomidae. The transcript is spliced from 11 exons. Gene Ontology annotation, cellular component: membrane. Gene Ontology annotation, molecular function: phosphate transmembrane transporter activity.
ACAGACUCCCCUCCCCUGACAGACAGACAGACUGCUGCUGCUAACAUUCUCUCACUUUGCAUACAGCUCAGUGCGGCUGGUUGAAACCUGACAGCGAGACACGCGCGCUGCAGAGGACGCAAACACGCGGCAGAACACUUUCACUCAGGUGUCACACUGUGUAUCAUCAGAGGAUCACUGUCACAAUGGAUCUCUCUCUUGUCUCUAUGAGCUGUCAUUUUAUGAUGAAGCCUACAGACAAAGCCUGCAUACCUAGCUAGCAAUAAUUUUUAAUUUCCCCUCAUUAGCACUUUUAGAACUGGACAAAGGGGUUCUUUAAUCCUUUAUUUAUAAACACAUAUUGCCUCAUAAGUCACUGUCAAACCACACUAACUUGGUUUGGUUCAACUUGUUUUAGUUAAAUUAAAUUGCAAGUUGCAAUGGAUACAACAACACUAGCAUCCCUGGCUGCUGCCACCACCGUGGCCCUGGCCUCACAGACUGACAUGUCAGGCUACUUAUGGCUGUUGGUGCUGGGCUUUAUCAUCGCCUUCAUCCUGGCUUUCUCUGUGGGGGCCAAUGAUGUAGCCAACUCCUUUGGUACAGCAGUGGGCUCUGGGGUGGUCACCAUGCGGCAGGCCUGCAUCCUGGCCACUAUCUUUGAGACAGUGGGCUCAGUGCUGCUGGGGGCCAAAGUCAGCGAAACCAUCCGACAGGGCAUCAUUGACGUCCAGAUGUACAACGGCUCUGAACAUGUCCAGAUGGCAGGAUCCAUAAGUGCAAUGUGUGGCUCUGCUGUGUGGCAGCUGGCUGCAUCAUUCCUGAAGCUUCCCAUUUCUGGAACCCACUGUAUUGUUGGAGCCACAAUUGGCUACUCCAUGGUAGCCAAAGGUCACCAAGGGGUCAGAUGGAUGGAGUUACUGCGCAUUGUGGCAUCCUGGUUCCUGUCACCUGUGCUAUCAGGCAUCAUGUCAGGAAUUCUCUUCUACUUUGUUCGCAAAUUCAUUCUGAACAAGGCUGACCCUGUACCCAACGGCCUCAGAGCUCUUCCUGUUUUCUACGGCAUCACUAUGGGCAUCAACCUCUUCUCCAUCAUGUUUACAGGAGCACCAUUGCUGGGUUUUGACAGAGUGCCAUGGUGGGGUAUACUGUGCAUUUCGCUAGGCUGCGCCCUCGUCACAGCUUUGGUCGUUUGGUUCAUUGUCUGUCCACGCCUCAAGAAGAAAAUAAAACGGGAAACAGCUGCUGCUCCGUGUGAAACUCCACUAAUGGAGAACUCCAGCAAACCUGCACAAGCAGAGCAGCUCUCAGCACCCUGUGACCCUCAACCUCAGACCCCACCAGCAGACAGUCAGAAGGUGGCUUUCAAACUCGGAGGCUCAGAGGAGGCUGAUUUGGACACCAAUGACAUGGAAACCAAGGACUUGGAUAUCAGCAAUGGUCUGAAUGGCACAGUUGGUCCCAUGGUGAUCACAGAUCCUCACAGUGGACGAUCCCACACCAUCCACAAGGACUCUGGCCUUUACAAAGACCUGCUACACAAGCUCCACAAAGCCAAAGUUGGCGACUGCAUUGGUGACAGUGACACAGAGGAGCGGCCCAUCAGGAGGAACAACAGCUACACCUCUUACACCAUGGCCAUUUAUGGCAUCCAGGGAGAUCCUAAAUACAAGGACCUGGACGGUGGGCUUCAGAGAAGAUCAAGGGUGGACAGCUACAGCAGCUACAGCUCAGCAGUGAGUGGUGGGAGUACAGUCCCGGAUGGGAGCGUGACUCAGUGUGAGGCUGGCAGGGACCUCACUGUGGAGGAGGAUGAGCUGGAGGUCGACCAACCAGCUGUCGCCAUGCUUUUCCAGUUCCUGCAAAUACUCACAGCGUGCUUUGGCUCGUUUGCUCACGGAGGGAAUGAUGUCAGCAAUGCGAUCGGGCCACUGGUGGGUCUCUGGCUUCUGUAUGAGAGUGGCUCUGUGGUGUCCAAUGCACCCACACCUAUCUGGUUGCUUCUCUACGGGGGAGUGGGCAUCUGCACCGGUCUCUGGGUGUGGGGCCGGAGGGUGAUCCAAACCAUGGGCAAAGACCUUACUCCCAUUACACCCUCCAGUGGUUUCAGCAUUGAGCUAGCUUCGGCAAUCACAGUUGUUGUAGCAUCCAAUAUUGGUCUUCCUGUCAGCACAACCCACUGCAAGGUGGGAUCUGUGGUGGCCGUGGGAUGGCUGCGCUCCAGGAAAUCAGUUGACUGGCGUCUCUUCAGGAACAUCUUCAUCGCCUGGUUCGUCACAGUUCCUAUCUCUGGGCUGAUCAGCGCUGCCAUCAUGGCUCUCUUCAUCUAUGUUGUUCUGUGAGCAGCACACUGCCCAGCCACACUGUUACUUCAGCUGAUGGACCACUACCAACACUUUUUUGUUUGACUGACUGAUAAAACUGUGCAAAUGAACGUGUUCCAGCUGUUCUCUGUUAAUAAUGCUUAUUGAAUCAUUCAGUGUCAUUUCAAGGUCAAACCAGUGAGGUUAUCUCACAGGAAUGUGUCCAUGAAUGAUUUAGGAUCAGAUAACAUUGUUCAGAUAACCAGAAUUCCUCAUCCUGUAUAUCCAUAUGUAUAUUUGUAUAAAACCCAUAUGUAUUAAAAAUCAAAUUAUUCAAUUUUAACUGAAAAACAACUAAUAACAGUUAUAUUCUGUAUUUGUGUGUAAUAAAACAAGGAGGUGCUUCAUUUGAAGGGAUUUCAAUGUAUUUUACUCACUAUUAAACAUUUUCCACUGAAUCUUA